AUGGAUCCUUCACUCUUCUUGACCAUCCUUUGUUUAGGAAUAGCCUCAGCUGCUCCAACACAUGAUCAAAGUUUAGAUGAGCAAUGGAACCAGUGGACUGCAGAGCACGGGAAAGUAUAUAGCACGGGUGAAGAGAGCUUGAGGAGAGCAGUAUGGGAGAAGAAUCUGAAAAUGAUUGAGCAGCACAAUCUAGAAUACAGCCAAGGAAAACAUACCUUCACAAUGGGAAUGAAUGCAUUUGGUGACAUGACCAAUGAAGAUUUCAGGCAGAUGAUGACCGGCUUUCAAAAUCAGAAAUACAAUAAGGGGGAAGUGUUCCAGCCACCUCAGCCUCUUGAGGUCCCUGAAUCUGUGGACUGGAGAGAGAAAGGCUAUGUGACUCCUGUGAAGAAUCAGCAUCGUUGUGGUUCUUGUUGGGCUUUUAGUGCGACUGGUGCUCUUGAAGGACAGAUGUUCCGAAAAACCGGCAAACUCGUCUCACUGAGUGAGCAGAACCUGGUGGACUGUUCUCAGCCUCAACACAAUUCAGGCUGUAAGGGUGGCUUGGUAAUUAAAGCCUUCCAGUAUGUUAAGGACAACGGAGGCCUAGACUCAGAGGAGUCCUAUCCAUAUGAAGAAAUGGAGAGCACCUGUAGGUACAGUCCCGGGAAUUCUGCUGCUACUGUGACUGGCUUCAAGCAUAUCCCUGCUGAAGAGAAGGCCCUAGAGAAGGCAGUGGCAUCUGUGGGACCUAUUUCUGUUGCUAUUGAUGCGCACCAUCAUUCUUUCCAGUUUUAUACAGGAGGCAUUUUACAUGAACCAAACUGCAGUCCUAAAUGGUUGAAUCAUGCUGUUCUUGUGGUUGGCUAUGGUGUAAUGCAAGAAGGAUCAAAUAACAAUACAUACUGGCUGGUCAAGAACAGCUGGGGUGAACGGUGGGGCGUGGGUGGCUACAUAAUGAUGGCCAAAGACAAGAACAACCACUGUGGAAUCGCCUCAGAUGCUCUCUAUCCAAUUGUGUGAGCUGAUGGAUGGUGACAAGGAAGGACUUGAUGGGGCUGGCUUAUCAGUGUACCAGAGGAGUAGUUUUGUUUUUAUAUUGACAAACCCAAAGUAUGUGAGAUGCCACACUCAUUGAAGAUC
This is a messenger RNA of Tupaia belangeri chinensis (Chinese tree shrew), 1122 nucleotides long. Its product is annotated as cathepsin L1. Gene Ontology annotation, molecular function: cysteine-type peptidase activity. NCBI's taxonomy places the organism in Eukaryota, Metazoa, Chordata, Mammalia, Scandentia, Tupaiidae. The coding region runs from base 1 to 1002 and encodes 333 amino acids. The transcript has 7 exons. Gene Ontology annotation, biological process: proteolysis. The record is from RefSeq and is a predicted model, not a curated record.